Messenger RNA from Prorocentrum cordatum, 1359 nucleotides. The record is from the annotation of a GenBank genome assembly. Lineage: Eukaryota; Dinophyceae; Prorocentrales; Prorocentraceae.
GAAUUGGGCGGGCUGACGUCCUGCCUGCCGCCGACUGCCAGCUUGACCACCAGGACCAGUUACCAAAAGAGCAACAAGUUCGCGGAGCACUUUUUCCAGCGGUCUUCCGCCCCGCCGAGGGGGGCGGGGACAAUCUCACACGCCAGUGAUCCCCGCGGCUCGACGGAUUACGAUGGUGUUGACCAGUGGGAGGGACUGAUCUCGCCGUCAAGCAAGCCACCGCGAACGACAGCCGUUGUCGUGUCUGGCACCCGUCGCUUGGGUAGUAUGAAAGUGGCCAUUGCUCACGGAGAUGACGGCAGGCGAUGGAAGCUGCUGCACAACCCUUCUGGCUGGUCACUGUUCGGGCCGACGGUGAUGCUGACCGAGUGUGCCAAAAAGCUUAACGGGUGCGAUGGUCUGCUCAAGUGCGUAAACGACCUUGGGAAGCAGAUGGGCAUCUUCCCAGACGGCGAUGGCGGCUCAAGCCCUUUGGAAGCGAUCGAGAAAAUACCAGACUUCUUCAGGCACUUCAUUGUGUGGAUGACAGGCGGGACCAAAUUUUGCAACAGUUUGAGACGGAUGCGCACGACAUAUGACCGCCUCCUUGUGGAUGGCUCGAAACAAGCUUUCGACCUUGCCAACAACGCCACGUUGGGCAUGCUCGAUGCAUUUGGAGACAUCGUGCAGCGGAGGCUCGAUGAGUGGUUUCUCUUCGAUCUGGACGCGUGUGUCGACGAGGGUGGUGACGAGUGCAAUCCACGUAAGGGUGGUGAUGCGAAUUGCGAUUGCAAUCUGCACAACUAUCCAGCUAAGUGGCGCCCCGACAAGGCAAAGGCGCAGACUACAAAGAAAGUGCAGCUGCAGCUGCAGCAGGCACUCGAGCUAGCAGAGCAAGCCUCCACGCCGAGUCGCUACUCUCCCCUCGGCGACCCCUGGGGUGCUUUUGACCAGUUCGACUGGUUUGUGAACCCGUGGCGAGACUCGAAUCACGACGCUACUCUUUGCACAAUCAGGGAUCCAAGAUCUGGAGAGCCGAGCACUUGGAACACACCUAGAUGUGCCAGCAAGUUCCGUGAUGUCACCCAUCUCUUUAUCUCAAACACUUCCGCAAACAUGAAGUACGCGGAGCUGGCUGAUGGGCAUACGUACAAGUGCUGCUGCAACGAGGAGACGGGAGUGUGCAAAUUGGAGAACGCGGACGAGGAGAAAUCGAGUUGGUUGUUUCGUGGUUGUGGAAGCCUGAUCGGCAGAAAGUGGCAUUCCUGGCACAAAAUGAAGGACUACGUUUCCGCCGUUGAUGGCCUGCCUGGCGUGGGCUCCUGCGUAGUCUCAGAGCACCAGCUUCCGAAUGUGCUCAGAGCGUCACUCGCAGCGUAG